AUAGGAUGAGCAUGCCAGAACCGUUGUCUCUACAGCUCAUUGCUAGACUUGUCUGUGUUCAGAGUCUGCUUGAUCUAACAGAAGGAAAGGAUGUCACUAAUUUCCUGAAGACGGUGUGCCACGGUGCAGUCACAGAGGACAUACUUAGUCACAUGGUUAAGUUCUAUCCCAGGAAGCUGACCAAUGAGAUGCUAGCUGGCCUGGCAUCACCACACAUACACCAACUCAAGUUAGCUAACUGUACACAGAUCAAACCAUCCAAUUUCAUCAAGAUUUUUCCUCACUGUAAGCAUCUGUGUGGCCUUGACCUUAAGCAGUGCAAUCAGCUGAUGCUGGGGGACUUCUUUGUGCUGAUGGACAGGAUGGGGGUCAACCUGACCUCGAUUUCUGUAGAGGAGUGUACAACAGUGGACGAUGACAUUGUUCAUAGCAUUCUACAGAACCUGCACCACCUGAAGCACCUGAAUGUGUCUUCCUGUAAAAACAUCACAGAUAAGGCCUUUCUGAUAUCUCAAGACCAGUUAAAGAAAAGAAAUCUACUCAAG
Saccostrea cuccullata (small rock oyster) is the source of this 545-nucleotide messenger RNA. Its product is annotated as F-box/LRR-repeat protein 15-like. The transcript has 4 exons. The record is from RefSeq and is a predicted model, not a curated record. Lineage: Eukaryota; Metazoa; Mollusca; Bivalvia; Ostreida; Ostreidae. The annotation marks the transcript as partial. Gene Ontology annotation, cellular component: cytoplasm.